CUAAGGAUGAAAGUUGGCCUGUAUUUCUUUGUUUAAAGUCAUACUUGUUUUGAUCACCAUCAUAUAUAUAUCCGCACACCCCUAGCUUAUCUAAUCUAACCCAAGAUGGACGACGCCAUAGAAAUUAUUGCGCAAAACCCACAUGAACUUUUCAGCUAUGGGAUUGGGGUGUCAGACAAGCUCAAGCACCUGAUAAAGGAAAUCAAAAUGAUAAAGGCAUAUCUUGCCGACGCCGCCAGAAAUCUGCAGACGGAGCAAUUCAGAGAAAUGGAUUUGGAGAGGCAGCUGAAAGAGGUGGUUUAUGACGUUGUAGACGCCAUUGAAGCUUCAUCGUCUCGAAGAGCAGCCGCCAUGACCAAGAUUACAUGCUUCCGCCUAGCACUGAUUAAACAGCUUGAUGUGGUGGUAGAGAGGUCGCUCGACUCCAUUAAAUCUCGAAAGUUAGAUCCCAUCACUAACAGAAUCAAAUCAUACAUGAUUCUGGGAACCCAACAAACACAAUCUACAGAAACGAUUCAGGGCUCACUGGGGCGGAGAGAGAUCGAAGUUGGGUCUUACAAGGGAGGGUCGGGGUCUGGUGCUGGUCAAGCCCCCGCUGGCGAAGGGGCUAGUCCCCAUGUGGUUCUGUCACUGGUUGAGCCGCCGCCCCAACCAAAGAAGUUUGUUGGUUUAAAAGAUGAGGCAGAGACCUUAAUCAGCACUCUUAUGAAAGAAACGGAGACACUCGAUGUUAUCGCUAUCACAGGCAUGCAUGGCAUAGGCAAGACAACGCUGGCCUCCAAGAUUUACCAUGACAACAGAAUCCGUGAGGAGUUCCCCACCCUCCUUUGGGUUAAUGAGGGAGCUGUUCCCUACCUCCCUGAUAGGGAUCUGUUUCUCUACAUUCUAAUGCAACUCGAGAAUAGUGGUUCUUGGAAAGCUGAUACUUCUCAAGCGUCCUGCAGCAACUGCAUGGAUUCCUCAAUUGGGAUUCCCAGUGAUCUCUAUUAUCUACCCGACGAUAUGUUGAUGGCCAGAGUUAGAGACUCUCUCAUGAAGAGCAAAUAUUUGCUAAUUGUGGAUGGUGUAUGGAAUACCGAAAGGUGGAAAAGUGUCAUGCUCAUGUUUCCGGCGAUUGGCAAAGUCUUGAUAACCAGUUGCUACAAUUAUGUCUCCACAAAGCCUCACGUGCUGCGUUUCCUGACCGAGGAGGAGAGUUGGGAACUACUCCAGUUGGAGGUUUUUGGUGAGCUUGGCAAGUGCCCUGAUACGGUCAAGUCUACUGGGAAGCGUAUAGCUCGAAAGUGUGAUGGAUCGCCGCUUGCAGUAGAAGCAGCUGGAAAGAGUCUAGUGGUCUCGUCCUCAACAGAAGCAGCCAAGAAUAUCAUGAAGAAGUUGUGGGAGGCUGUGUCUGAGAAUGUCACGAUGUAUAUUGCAGACUACGGUGCUCAGCAACGUGUUCUUAAACGUGUAGGGUCGAGUUACUCUAGAUUGCCUCUGCGUUUGCAAGAAUGCUUCCUUUACUUGGGAGUGUUUCCCGAAGGUCAUGAGAUCCCUGUUCGGACAUUGGUUCGCUUGUGGAUGGCAGAAGGACUUCUAUACGACCGGGGACACAUCUUGGGAGAAUAUGCUGUGCAUAAACUUGAUGAGAUAAAUAUGGGUGAAAUUGAGGAGUUGCAGAGUUUGGAGGAAACUGCAGAUAAAUAUUUGCGUGAGCUUGUUCACAUGAACUUAGUCAUGGUUGUUAAAAGAUAUCUUGACGGCCAGAUUAAGACAUGCAGUCUACAUAAGCUAAUACAUGCAUUCUGCAAAUAUAAAGCUACUGAGAAAGAUCUCUACCAAGAGAUCAAAAUGAUCGAAGAUCGUCCAGUUUCUCUCACUCCAAACAGUCGUCUCUGUAUCUACUCUGAUCUCUCCAAAUUCCUUUCCAGUAAACCAAAGGAGCCAAGUGUACGUUCUAUUCUAUGUUUCUACAAGGAUGAGAGUGUUGUUCUGAGUCGUAAAGAAAUCUCCCGGAUCCAUAAAUGGUUCAAGUUGCUCAGGGUUCUGGAGUGCAGGAACGUCAAUUUCACCAGAUUUCCCAACAAGUUGAAUAGGCUUAUCCAUUUGAGGUACAUCUCACUAUCUUGUGGUGAGAUUUCCGAAAUCCCCGAAAGCAUAGCUACGCUAUGCUACCUAGAAACUUUGGUGGUGGACACUCGGGCGUCUUCUCUUCUAUUCAAAGCUAAUACAUGGAGGAUGUUUAAGCUUCAGCAUUUGGUGACAAAAGCAGCCAUUGUUUUAGCCGUAUCAGAAAGUGUAGUGUCCAAAUAUUUUCGGACACUGACUAGAUUGACACCUUCAUGUUGCACCAAGGAAGUGUUCCGAGUCGCCCCUAACCUAAAGACAUUGGGGAUUCGAGGGCACUUAGCCACUCUUGCAGAACCCGGAUCCAUAAAGGAACUGAACCAUCUUGAAAAGUUGAAGCUGAUAAAUGAAUCUGCAGUUGAUUGUCAGUUGAAUCUUAACUGCAUCCCACGAACUCUCUGGAGUCUCACACUUUCAGGUACACACUUGAAAUGGGAGUGCAUGUCUGAAUUGGGAAUGAUUGAUUGCCUCAAGACCCUUAAGUUGAAAAACAAUGCAAUCACUGGAGAGUCCUUGACUAGUACACGUGCUGAUGGUUUUGGUCGUCUAAGCUUCUUGCUGAUCGACACCACGGAUUUAGUCUCCUGGGAAGCCUUACCUGAUUGUCUUCCUAGUCUUGAGCAUCUUGUGCUUAAAAACUGUGACAAACUCCAGAAAGUUCCAUCAUCUCUAGAGAAAUGCCUCGCCAUAUCUGAUGUAGGGAACAUACCUAGUGUGGCCCUAAGCCCAACAACAGCACCACGGCCACCAAGUCCAAUCUAGCAUGACCCAAGCCACGACAUGAGCCCAUAGUGACAUCAAGGCCGAGACGUAUUUGGAGCUCGGCCCGCCAAGUUCCACGAUUAUGACAGAGUCAUGAUCAUGUUUAUAUUCAUGAUUUGUUUUACGUAUCUUUUAUCGAGUCUUCAUUUUAUUAAGUAAUGUAUCGAUUGAAGUUUAUAAGUUCUCUCUUGGGUUUUCUUUGUCGGUUCUCUUUCCCGAGUCAACUUAAGAGGUUCGAACCAGCCUAGGAAUUAAUAUAAAUAGUCUUUAUUUAUCAAA
Salvia splendens (bonfire salvia) is the source of this 3147-nucleotide messenger RNA. RefSeq names its product putative late blight resistance protein homolog R1B-12. NCBI's taxonomy places the organism in Eukaryota, Viridiplantae, Streptophyta, Magnoliopsida, Lamiales, Lamiaceae. Bases 106 to 2868 code for a protein of 920 amino acids. Gene Ontology annotation, molecular function: ADP binding. The transcript is spliced from 3 exons. Gene Ontology annotation, biological process: defense response to other organism. The record is from RefSeq and is a predicted model, not a curated record.